AUGGAUGAUUGGUCUGAUCAAGGACCGCCGAGAAAGAGGAUGAGGAAGGGGACGAAGAGCUGCACGGAGUGUCGGCGGCGCAAGAUUCGAUGCACAUUCCACCCAGAUCGCCCCGGCGUCUGCAAUGAAUGUCGAUCACGAGGGACGCAAUGCAUCGACCAAGAGCACACCGUCAUUACCCCGCCACUAUCAGGAUCGCAGUUCUCCCAAGGAGAGCAACCGUAUAGUCUUCGGGAACGAGUUGCACAUCUGGAACAUCUUGUGGAAGGCUUGACCAAAAGACUAGAUCGACAAAACUCGCGCACUCCGUCUACUGAGAGGCACGAGUCGACCCAGCCAACGACAUGUCCGAGCAUGAAAAAAAAGUGCCCACUGGAAACCACCUCGUCAGACGAAUUAGGCCCGUCAAGUGACCAGAUCCGAAAUGCGCCAGUGCUGCAACUGUUCGACAAUUAUCUCGUGAGCCGUCGUGAGGAUACCUCAGAUAACGACAAAUUCGCCGGUGUCAAGGACAUGUCGCCCAAAGCGCACGCCGUGCGCACGGAGUUGCUGUCUAUUCUUCCUCCAACAUCGGACGUGAACAAAAUCAUCAAUGCCUCUUUCCACUGGUUCGAGUGGCAAGAUCAUUUCCCAGAGCUGUUUAAUCGAGCCGAUAGGAGGCUUCUUGUCGGUGAAGAUUGCCAUAAAACUCUUGUCGCACCUGCUGAAGUUGCGAAGGCACUCAUGUGUCUUUGCAUUAGUGCAAUUCAUGCACCGGAUGAGUUUGAUUUCCAGGCGUUGACUGAGCCACUUGACCCUCAGGUGUUCUACGAUCGAUGUGUCACCGCGGUUGACCGUUUGAUUGUUCGCGAUGAUGACUUUGCGGCCACAUUGCCAGGCAUUGAGUGCCAAAUGUUGCUUUCAAAGCUGCAUUUGGCCGAAGGCCGCCUGCGAAAAGCCUGGCUAGUGAAUCGUCGAGCGAUUGAAUUUGCCCAUUUGGCAGGGAUGCAUCUCUCAACCAAGGUUCCGAGGCCGGAAGACUCACUAUAUGAACGGCGCCUCAAGAUCUGGUGUUCACUGGGAACAUCAGACAGAUCACUCAGUCUCAUACUUGGCUUGCCCUAUGGUGUAGCGGAGUGCUUUUUCUUACCGCAGGUCAAGCAACGUCUCAAUUCGAAUAUUACCGCCCCAGAGGGAUACUUGCUCCGCAUUGGUGUAAUAACAGGACACAUGGUUGAUAGAAUACAGGAUCCAUCAAACAUGUCUUUUGAGGCAACAAUGAAACUGGACGAAGAACUACAGGAUUCUUGGAAUGCUAUGCCAAUUCAUCUACGGAGUGAGAAUCCUUCGCUGGGCGAAAGAAGGGAGCAUUAUCUCGAAAGAGUGCCAUUGCAAUUCAUGCUCAAGCUGCUUCGUGCACUUCUCCAUCUUCCUCUGAUGUUACAAGCCCCCCACAAACCUCAAUUCAGGCCCUGUCAUAAAAUUGCGAUCGACUCUGCACGAGAAGGUCUAUCACUGUACAAGGUGCUCCGGUCAACAACCAAACCAUAUUUGUGCAAGAUGACAGAUUUUAUGGCCUUCACACUAUGCAUGCUCCUGAUAGUCCAUCUGCAUGGUUAUUCUGAUGAAUCACCCGAUCACAGCACAGAGCAAGACCAAAAAGACUGGGGUCUGGUCGAAAAUGUGGUCGGAAUUCUUCGUCGAGCGGCAACAGAACCUGGAGGCUCAGUUGCCGUUGAAUCCGCAAACAUUCUGGGCGCCAUAUUCGAUAACAGGGAACUGAGGCCAGACUGUUGCAACAUGUCAAGUUGCAAAAUUACCGUGCCUUACUUUGGUACUAUCACAGUAGGUGCUGGAACCAAAUUCUCCAAGUGUGCUGCCAAGUGUGCUCCCAAAUUGAAAGACCUGGAGUCGACUAUAUCCAAUACAGCGGAAGCACAAGCCUCUUGCCCCGGACAGAACUCCUGCUUGCCCUACACGCCGCCUAUCUCUGACCCAGAAGGUCCAUCGACUACCAACACCGAGGUCUUAAAUGGCGACACCCUCACACCAUCUCUGGGCCCUGGAUAUCCCGAUGAAUCCUGGCUUUCAAGAGGAGAGCCACCCACAAACCCAUUUGCUGGCCUGGAAGUCAACGCGUUUAGUGGGUUGUUCGACGACUUUGGCCAGUACAUGUGGCCUAAUCCUAGUGUUGAUCUUGGACUUGAUCAGGGCUGGAACCUGAACUGGUACGAUGCAGUGCCUCCAUAA
Penicillium nucicola is the source of this 2229-nucleotide messenger RNA. RefSeq lists its product as uncharacterized. Gene Ontology annotation, molecular function: zinc ion binding; DNA-binding transcription factor activity, RNA polymerase II-specific. NCBI's taxonomy places the organism in Eukaryota, Fungi, Ascomycota, Eurotiomycetes, Eurotiales, Aspergillaceae. The record is from RefSeq and is a predicted model, not a curated record. The coding region runs from base 1 to 2229 and encodes 742 amino acids. The transcript is spliced from 3 exons. Gene Ontology annotation, biological process: regulation of DNA-templated transcription.